AUGGAUAGUGAUGAGAUCUGUUGUUAUCUCGACUGCACCGACAAAUGCAAUUGGUUCGACCUUGCAACUAACCUUUUGGAUCAUUCACAGCAUGAGGAUCCGGGAGUUUUUGGAGAUAGAUUUGUUGAAGAGGAAGAUGAGAUCGACGAUGACGUGAAUGGCUUUCCCGCAGACCUACUGUCCCCAACUCGAAGACCUGGACAACCACGUCCUAUCACGAAUUACUUUUCGAUAGCCAAAAUUCUCCAACACAAGGAGGUCAGAUCAGUACCCCACCCACUAUGUUCUUUUAUCAUUGGGCGCAUGGCUCUUCAUCUGUCUUACAAUCCAUCCAUCAAGAAUGCCACUAUCGAUGAAGUUGCCAUCAUGUUCGGCCUACCAGACUUGCAGCCAGCUAUCGCUGAUUUUCUUCACUGUGAGGUGACUCAUGGUAAUCACAUCCACUCGAUAGGUGGUCCUAGAAGGGCCCUACACGACACUGAACUUCCAUUCAACAAUGUUCAAGUGUGGUUCAAAGUUCAAUUGCAGGAAACCAAUUUUCAUGAUCCCCAUAACAUUGACCCGCUCAAACGCUCAAUUGUACACCACCUAGCAACCCCUGGACUUUGGGUCGUUAUUCAGACCAACUCAGGGCACUCAUGGCCCGCCAGCAGCCUUGCAGGGCACUCCAUUGGCCAAAUUAGGCUUAUCAUUCGACCCAUUGGCCGAAGUGGGACACCAUGGGCAUGGGACGAUCAGUUCCUAACCUACAUCCAAUGUUUCGAUAUCUCUAGUGAACGUGAUCCAACCACUCAGCUCCAUACACUAAAAAGAUCAAAGCGCUUGAGUGGCUCACAGAUGGGUGAUGUCAUUCCAGUCUCUCAGCUUAGAGUGCCUGUUCUACUCCCACUUGCAAAUCAGUGGUACAAGUUGAUAAGGGGCAAAGGACCAUCGAGCGCAGUAACUUUCCAGGAGGUCCUUGAUCUGUUGGAAACACACCUUGAUUUGCUUCCGAAGGACAAGCCUUCCCCUGAACUCCUGUUUGUAAGGAAAGUGAUCGCAGCACUCCUGUGA
Molecule: messenger RNA, 1053 nt
Organism: Suillus clintonianus
Lineage: Eukaryota; Fungi; Basidiomycota; Agaricomycetes; Boletales; Suillaceae
Exons: 3
Coding region: 1-1053 (350 amino acids)
Source: RefSeq, a predicted model, not a curated record